Cyclopterus lumpus (lumpfish) is the source of this 558-nucleotide messenger RNA. RefSeq names its product bouncer (gene bncr). The transcript has 2 exons. The record is from RefSeq and is a predicted model, not a curated record. Bases 1 to 558 code for a protein of 185 amino acids. Lineage: Eukaryota; Metazoa; Chordata; Actinopteri; Perciformes; Cyclopteridae.
AUGAUUAAGCCUCCCACUUGGUGUAGUUCCUUUGUGUUCAUUUCACAUCAGGUGUGCUGGGAGGUGUGGCCUGUGCAGGAAGAUCAGUGGCGAGAGCAGAGUUCAUCAGGAGAAGCUCUGGAAAGUUUUACCUGUGUGAUUGGAAUUAAAAUCUUUAAAAUGGGCAGGCCGAACAUCUUGCAGCUCCUGCACUUUGCCGUGCUGUGGUUCUACCUUCUCCUCCCCUCGGUGCUGUGCGACAACCUGUUUUGCUACUACAGCCCCAUCCUGGAGAAGGAGAAGACAUUUGAGCUCAUUGUGACCGAGUGCCCUCCAAACGAGCUGUGCUUCAAGGCCGAAGGUCGCUACGGCAACCACAGCGCACUGUCGGCCAGGGGCUGCAUGGCCAAGAGUGCCUGCAGCCAGGAGCACAGCAUCCGCCUCAAAGGAACGGUGUACACCAUGAGCUACAGCUGCUGUGAGUCGCCGUACUGUAACUCCUGCCCGGGCGCCACAGCCAAAUCCCUCUACGUCACUGUCACACUCAUGACUGUAGCUCUGAUGACUGGCAGCUGGUGA